AUGCAGCGCCUGGCCCCGGCGUUCCUGGGCCGCCUGGCCCGUGCCCAGUCCUGGGUCCCGGUGCGGUGGCGCAGGGCGGCAGCCAGUGGUGAGGAGGAGCGGUUUGUCUUCCUCGAGUACGAGCCGGAAUCGAGCGAGGCGGCGGCGGCAGUGGCAGCAGCAGCGGCGCCCCGCCGGGAGCGGAAGCCGGGCAGGGAGUGGCGGGAGAGGGCCCCGGCGGCGGGGCGGCCCGACCCCUCGGUGCCGCCGAGCGGCGUGAGCUGCUCGGGCUGCGGGGCCGAGCUGCAAUGCCGCGACGGCACGGCGCCGGGCUUUGUGCCGGCGGAGAAGUACCGGAGCCUGUCGGAGGGCCCGGCCGGCGCGGCGGGGCUGCAGGGCGCCGUCUGCCAGCGGUGCUGGCUGCUGGCCCACCACGGCCGGGCCCUGCGGCUGCGGCUGCCGCCCGAGCAGCACCGCCUGGUGGUGAGCGCCGCCCUGCGCCGCCCCCCGCGCCACGGCCGCGGCCCGCUCCUCCUCUACCUCCUCGACGUGCUGGAGCUGCCCGACCCGGUGCUGCCCCAGCUGCCGGAGCUGAUGGGCCCUGACGUCCCCGCCGCCGGGGUGCUGGUGGUGGGCAACAAGGUGGACCUGCUGCCCGCCGACUCCCCCGGGUACCUGGGGCGGCUGCGGCAGCAGGUGGUGGCGGCCUGCACCCGGGCCGGCCUGCACGGAGCCCCGCUGGUGGAUGUCCGCCUGGUGAGCGCCAAGACGGGCUUCGGCCUGGAGGGGCUGGUCAGCCGGCUGCAGCGCUCCUGGAGGUGUGCCGGCGACGUCUACCUGCUGGGCGCCACCAACUCCGGCAAGUCGACGCUCUUCAACAGCCUGCUGUGCUCUGACUACUGCAAGUCCCGUGCCCCCGACGCCGUCGACAGGGCCACUGUCUCCCCCUGGCCAGGAACAACACUGAACCUGUUGAAAUUUCCAAUUAUUAAUCCUACAUGUGACAGGAUAUUCCGAAGGCAGGAGAGGCUGAAAGAGGAGGCAACAAAAACAGAAGAUCAGCUAAGCAGUGAAGAAAAAAAGUACCUUAAUCACCUUAAAAAGCAAGGUUACUUAGUGGGAAGAGUUGGAAGAACAUUUCAACGGCAGAAGUCUAGCCCUGUGGUUGACUUUGACCCUGACAUGCUCUCCUACAGCAUAGAUGAAGAUCCCAGACAUUCCCCUAAGAAGCAGAAGGAAAGGGAGGAGUUCACGUACAACGAAGUGAAGGAUGCUCGCUGGUGUUUUGACACUCCAGGGAUUGUAAAGGAAAACUGUGUUUUAAAUCUCCUGACAGAGAAAGAAGUAAAGCUGGUUUUGCCAACACAUGCCAUCGUUCCACGGACCUUCAUUCUCAAGCCAGGAAUGGUGUUGUUUUUAGCAGCCUUGGGACGUGUAGACUACUUACAGGGAGAAAAGCCUGCCUGGUUUUCUGUUGUGGCUUCUAACCUGUUGCCAGUCUACAUUUCUACCCUGAGUAACGCAGAUGCCAUCUAUGAGAAACAUGCUGACCAAGAGUUACUAAAGGUUCCCAUGGGUGGAGAAGAGCGAAUGAAAGAGUUCCCCCCACUUGUCCCUCAGGACAUUACACUGAAAGGAAUUGGUACCACUGAGGCAGUCGCAGAUAUCAAGCUUUCAUCUGCAGGCUGGGUGGCAGUGACGGCUCACGCGGAAGAGAAAUUGCUGCUCCGAGCGUAUACUCCCAAGGGCACUGCGUUGGUGGUGCGGGAGCCUCCCCUUUUGCCGUACAUCAGUACCAUCAGAGGGGCCCGAAUCCCAGGCACUGCUGCCUAUAGGACCAAAAAGCCUCCCACCCUGGUGGAAAACCUGAAAACCACAGGGAGGAGAUAGCGCUUCUCAUCUUCUGAGCAAGGCAGAAGACAGAACAGCCUCUGGAGAACUUUGUUGCUCAUUGAUAUUCAGGAGAGCUUGAACUCCUUUUUAAAGGCAGACAGGCACAUUUUUGAAAGCAGGCCUGGGGGGAACUCCACAAGUCCAUACCUGAUCCAGCUGCUGAACUGCAGCCAUUUUGAAUGAGUUGAGUGGCUGGUACCUUGCUGUGAGAGGUGAAACAGCUUCUCCCUGGGACCUGCCGGUAUCUAUGAGCAAAUCACUUUACCUGUUCCCUCUUGAAAUACGGGAUGGAAACUCGCCUGCCUGCCCUGGGCUGGCUUUGCUGCUCAUAGAGUAGGUCUUCUCUUGCAGACAUGCUCCUGCAGGUCAGAAAUCAUCAUCUUAUUCUUGGAGGCUUUACAGUGUUUCCAAAGUUGAAGGAGGUGGAGGGAGUGGGGAGGAGGAGGGAAUGCUCCAGUGUGGGUAUGACCCUCCUAGUGGCCGACAGUAAUUCAACAACAUCGACCAAAAAUCAGGUCCUUUCAAGUCCUUCAACAUCUAGGGCAGAUGAGGGAGUGCAACGCCCUGCUUUUGGACACAGGAAAGGUGAAUUAAUGAAAAGCAGGUCUGCUCAUAUGCCUGAAGAGGAAACUUUUGCAAAUCACUGCUUUGAUUGGUUUCUGUAGUUUGUGUAAAGGUUUCUGAAACUGAGGGUGUAGAAUAAAACUUUUCAGAGA
Gymnogyps californianus (California condor) is the source of this 2588-nucleotide messenger RNA. It is a transcript of the gene NOA1, whose product is annotated as nitric oxide associated 1. Lineage: Eukaryota; Metazoa; Chordata; Aves; Accipitriformes; Cathartidae. The coding region runs from base 1 to 1869 and encodes 622 amino acids. Gene Ontology annotation, molecular function: GTP binding. The record is from RefSeq and is a predicted model, not a curated record. The transcript is spliced from 7 exons.